AUGCCCGUGGGGAUGGAUCCCCUGGGUGCUCGCUCCCAGUUUGUGGACAUCCAGACCCUCCCCACGUGGCAGCAGCUGGGAGAGGAUGGAGAGUGCAUUCCGCAUGAUCUGAGUGACAGCCUGCUCAGCCAGCAAUCCUUCCCCUCGCCCUUCCCCUUCAGGCCUGACAUCAACCGCAAAAUCAUCCUCUUCAAUGGCGACGUAGCACUGCUGAACUGUACCGCCAUCACUAACACCAGCAAUGAACUUCUUAAUGACAAGAACCCUAUAUCGGAGCGCAUCCAUCAGCUGGCAGGGCCCGAGCUAAAAGAUGAGCUACUCAAACUUAAAGGAUGUCGCACAGGAGAAGCGAAGCAUACAAAAGGCUUCAACCUGGCAGCGAGGUUCAUCAUACACACAGUCGGACCAAAGUACAAAGCCAAGUACCGAACAGCGGCAGAGAGCUCGCUAUACAGCUGUUACAGAAACAUCCUGCAGUUGGCCACGGAACAGUCGAUGGCAUCAAUUGGUUUCUGUGUGGUGAGCACCGCCAAACGAGGAUACCCCCUGGAGGACGCCACACACAUCGCAUUCCGAACAGUCCGUAGAUUCCUGGAGAAGCAUGGAAGCAGCAUAGAGGCAGUAGUAUUUGCUGUGUCUGAUACAGAAGAGGCGGUGUACAUGAAAUUGCUUCCACUCUACUAUCCUCGCUCUGAGGAGGAGGAGAGGUUGUGCCUUCCCCUCGUACCGGCCGACAUUGGAAAUUCCGAGGGUGAGCCUGUGGUGCCCGAGAGGCAGAUCCGAAUCGCUGAGAAACCGGGAAGCCUGGAAGAUGAUUCGGAGGAUGACAAUUUGGAAUCCGAUCUGGGUCAGGUGGGCAAUCACGCCUUUGCCCGCAUGGAGGGUGAUGUGGACAAGCAACGGAAGCUGAUCCUACAGGGUCACAUGUCGGAGGUUACCAUGCAAAAGCAGCACCAGAGGAACUACAACCGAUGGUUGUGUCGAGCCAGAGCAGAGGACCUGUCGGACAUCGCUGCUUUGAAAGCAUUAUAUCAGACAGGUGUGGACAUGUGUGGCAGGACGGUGAUGGUUGUAGUGGGAAGAAAUAUUCCAGUAACCAUUAUCGACCUUGAGAAGGCUCUGCUGUAUUUCAUCCAUGUGAUGGAUCACAUUGCUGUAAAGGAAUAUGUAAUGGUUUACUUCCACACGCUGACAGGUGAACACAACCACCUGGACGCAGAAUUUCUCAAGAACCUUCACGACAUCGUCGAUGCCAAGUUUAAGAAGAAUUUAAAGGCCUUCUACUUUGUGCAUCCAACAUUUCGUUCCAAGGUGUCCACUUGGUUCUUCACCACCUUCAGCGUGUCUGGCAUGAAGGAUAAAGUGCGGUACCUUGACAAUCUGCAGCAACUCUUCACCUGUGUCAGGCCUGAGCAGAUUGACAUCCCGCCUUUUGUGCUGGACUACGACGCACGGGUAAAUACACGCACACUUUUUCAAAGCAGCGCCCACUUUUUAUCUAACCUGCACGGCGUGGAUGAGCAGGACAAAGGACAAAGGCGCAAUAAUGUCAAGGCUAUGAUUGGCUGGGUAGCAGAGCAGCACAAACAAGACCUUACCAGAGUAGAAAGAGAAGCGGGAGGCCCCGCUGCACAACCAAGCCUGAAGAAAGUGGCGCUCAACCUGACCAGCUGCUGCCACGGUAGCAGCCUCCUGCCCCAGCUUGGGUGGCUGUCCGUGAACCAUGCUACCUGCUGCGGCACUAGCCUCCUGCUGCACCCAGUCCUGCACGAAGGCCGAUGGUUAGUGAGCAUCAGGACCACUAUACAAGAGCUCCACGAAUACAUCACGAAGAUGCGCCCAAGAGAUGAAGCACUUAGUGAAUGUCUCAGGCACUGGAAACUGGAAAAGGAGGAGUUGGAGGAACCAUCAUGGAAGGAAAAACCUCUGCAUGGGAUGUACCACUGA
Molecule: messenger RNA, 1947 nt
Organism: Nerophis lumbriciformis (worm pipefish)
Lineage: Eukaryota; Metazoa; Chordata; Actinopteri; Syngnathiformes; Syngnathidae
Source: RefSeq, a predicted model, not a curated record